Molecule: messenger RNA, 1116 nt
Organism: Funneliformis geosporum
Lineage: Eukaryota; Fungi; Glomeromycota; Glomeromycetes; Glomerales; Glomeraceae
Source: the annotation of a GenBank genome assembly
GAGCAUCGUGAGGCCAGAAUAGCAAUCGGAGAUAUGCGCAAUGCAGCAAGCACAACAUCAACCAUCGAAUACGACUUUGAAAGGAAACAUGAAGAUCUUAGGGAAGAAAUAAUGGAUAGAGACGAGCUGUACAAGAGUCGAGUGAUUUCAGUGCGCAAAGUUACGAUCGAAGAUCAAGAAACAGAUGCCAACAAGCUUGAUGAAAUUGUUGUAACCAAGAAUUUGGACAAAAGUAAUAGAGCGAUUAAAGAGAAACGGUCUACGAAUCUUUCAAAUUGGACCAAAGUUGAAUGGAGUAGGAUUCUAAAAGUAUUAGACUACUCACAAUUAUUUAUCAAAUCAAGAAAGAAGCUAUGCAAAGACAAAAUUGAUGAGAAUCAGUCAUUAUCAGACCUAAAAUCAUGGGGAGAUAAGUUUACAAAUUUGGAACCAUCUGAAGAUGCGAAAUUGACUGUUAGUAUUAUUGAGUUUUUCUGUCUUUGUUUACGAAGGGAGAUCAAUAUCUUAACCAUAAAACACCGAGAACAGGACUAUGUUGUUAAGAUUCUUAGUCCAAUAAUUGGAUUUCUAAUUAAAGAAUUCAACAUUGGUACCUUUGAACUUAAUUGUUAUCAAAUAGAAUUACUAUCUUUAGAAGCUGGAAAUACUGAAGGGCCCAUGGAUGAUACAAAAUUUCGAGAGGAUCAUUCAAAAAUGAAGGUGAUGAUGAAAGAUAGUUUGAGUGCAUUUUGGAGUAGUUUACAUUUUAGAAAAGAUGAACUUAAAGAAGUCUAUAUAAUAGGCAUUCAAGUAACAGGCAAUAAAUGGACUAUCCAUUCUCUCACAUAUGACGAUUCAGUAAAUUUUUAUUUUUUCACUGAGAUAGCUACAUUAACAUUACCAACAACACUAUCUGAUAUGGAAGGUCUAUUACCAGAUUUUUUGGAGAACAUUCUUGCGUUAAGGCAUACACUAAUUGAUUUAGCUGCAACGAUUCAAAAGAUUGCCAAAAAAAAAUUUACUACACCAUCUCCACCAUUCUCACCAUUGCACGCAACAUCGGAUACUCCUUCUAUAAAAAAGCAGAAGAUAGAUCCUUUUUAUAUUUUAGACAAUUUAUAUGAUUUCAAUCAUUAA